Molecule: messenger RNA, 1714 nt
Organism: Aspergillus novofumigatus IBT 16806
Lineage: Eukaryota; Fungi; Ascomycota; Eurotiomycetes; Eurotiales; Aspergillaceae
Product: putative lysyl-tRNA synthetase
Exons: 7
Coding region: 27-1646 (539 amino acids)
Biological process (GO): mitochondrial lysyl-tRNA aminoacylation
Cellular component (GO): cytoplasm; mitochondrion
Molecular function (GO): ATP binding; tRNA binding; lysine-tRNA ligase activity
Source: RefSeq, a predicted model, not a curated record
AUGUGACUGUAGCUUUUCUCUUUAAUAUGCACUCAAUUCGCCCCCGGUGGGCUUCACAAUUAUGCUUGAAGAGUUCUCGAUUUAGUGCAGGAUCGCCGUUUACUUCCAGUAACCAUCGUACUUCUCACAUAGCAGAUAGUUUACUUGGAACAAUCAAACCGGCCUCUUCAUCAUCUAUACGUACAAGGCAUAGCAGCAGCGCAGCCUCCCCCGAUAAAGCAUUCAGACACCGGCUUGAGGAGGUCAGAAAUGCCUGUUCUGACCCAUAUCCCCGCCUCCCAAGUGACAACCGGUCGCUGAGCUGUGCGGCAUUUCGCGAUCGAUAUAGCCACCUUACCAGCAAUCAAACAGUAGAAGAUGACACUGUCGUUAUUAAUGGAAGAAUACGUGCCUAUAGACUGGCCGGGAGCAAAUUGAUAUUCUUCGAUAUCUUCCAGGAUGGACACAAGGUCCAGGUUAUGUGCAACAUUCGCAAGCUGGACGGAGUAGCUCCCGAUGCUUUCAAGAGAUUCUACCGCCUCCUUCGCCGCGGCGAUGCUUUCUCCGUAACAGGUAAACCUCACCGCACAGGAACAGGAGAGCUCACAAUUCUUGCAACUGAGCUUCCUCGGCUGCUGUCGCCUUGCCUGCACGAUGUCCCUGUCGACGCCGAAGAGCAUGAGACAUCUCCCUACCCUCGCCAUGUCCAGUUCCUUGCCGACCAGAAGUCGGCAGAUAUCAUCCGAGCGCGAUCAGCCAUCAUUCAGUUCCUGCGACAGUUCUUUCUCGACAGAUCGUUUAUGGAAGUCAGCACUCCCAUCAUUGGCUCGAUAGCUGGCGGAGCGAUGGCCCGCCCGUUUCAAACUUCUGCUACCGAAUUCCCCGAUAGGCAGCUGUCUCUGAGAAUCGCGCCGGAGCUAUGGCUGAAGCGCUUAGUGGUCGGUGGAUUCGACAAGGUGUUCGAGAUUGGCCCUUCAUUUCGGAACGAAGGGCUGGACAAAACGCAUAAUCCCGAAUUUACAACAUGUGAAUUCUACCAUGCAUACGCCAAUCUCGAAGAUCUGAUGUCCAUCACAGAGAACCUCCUAUCCGGGAUGGCGGCACAUAUUCAGGAGUUCGACAAGAACGCCAACUUUACCACCGGCAUUGAAGACAAGAUUGGCCGCGGACUCCCCGACCUCACCGCGCCAGAUGCUCUAGACCAAGUCAACCAGCUGUUCAGAGACCUUUCCCUUCCUAUUCCCAAGAACCCCACUCUCCCCCGUCUCCUGGACGAGCUAUGCAGCACCUACCUUGAACCCGAAUGUAUCAACCCAACCUUCAUCCUCAACCCCCAGAGUCAGCGUGUCGCGGCGCGCGCGGAACUUUUCAUCGACGGACGAGAGAUUGUCAAUACCUACGAAGAGGAGAACUCUCCCUUUGAACAAAGACGGAAAUUCGAGGAUCAAGUCCGCUACAAUAAGGGCACCGAUGAGCCGGCGGAGAUUGACGAGAGCUACCUUGAAGCUUUGGAGUGGGGUCUCCCUUCUACUGGUGGCUGGGGCUGUGGCAUUGAUCGUCUCUGCAUGCUCUUCACAGGCGCGAAGAGGAUCGGAGAUGUCCUUCCCUUUGGGAAUCUCCGCGCCGUAACCCGUCGCCAUGAUGGCCUGUCAAGGACUACCGAUUGAGGGACUCGAUAAUGGUUGUACGAUAUUUUGCUGCUUAGAUACCUGUACAAUAUUACGACUGCAGAACA